Messenger RNA from Aureobasidium subglaciale EXF-2481, 1900 nucleotides. RefSeq lists its product as uncharacterized. Bases 443 to 1450 code for a protein of 335 amino acids. Gene Ontology annotation, molecular function: phosphoprotein phosphatase activity. The record is from RefSeq and is a predicted model, not a curated record. The transcript is spliced from 3 exons. Lineage: Eukaryota; Fungi; Ascomycota; Dothideomycetes; Dothideales; Saccotheciaceae. Gene Ontology annotation, biological process: dephosphorylation.
GUACUUUGUCUGUUUUGCAACGCGAUAGCCGUCGCUAGUCAUUCUGCGGUGAUUCGAUCAUAGCUUGUCGAUUCAGUUCCAAGCAUACUUCAGAAGGUGUCCUACGUGUGUCUUGACCAUGCGUACCGCAGUCACACUUUCUGCGGCGGCUUUCUCUGGAAGCGGUCGCCACGUUGUUCAGGCCAGUUGACCAGUUCCACUAACACGGCCAUUCGGCAUACUCGGAAUUGUUACAUCGAGAACGGUCGCAUGAAUUGUUCUUGAAGGCAUGUCGCGAUGGGUGGGUGACGUCACUUCGGGCUCUGACCAACAUCGCCGAAACUUCUACCGGCAAUCUCCUAAUCACCCCGCCAUGAGUCACUGGCAGCAAUAAAGGCUGUGUUAAUGUUUGCACGCAUAUAUCGUAGACCUUGCAAUCAGAGUAACAAACGCAUGCGGAUGAAUGCUGAGUGAUCAAUUGCUUCGAACAAGUGUUGGGCUGGUGACAUUCCCUGGCACACGAAAAUUACUGGCGACAGCUCGACUGAUAAUGAUUGGCAAACAAGGAAUAUCAAGUGCGACAUGGCAAGAUCGAUCGGUCGCCAUGGAAGGCACACUGAACAUGCGCGAUCUCGGUGGGCUUCCCACGAAUGACGGUCGUCACACUAUCAAGAACCGUCUCUUUCGAAGUGCAGACCUCGCUCAACUCACCAGAAACGAUGUACAGACACUGGAGCGGCUUGGUAUAAGAACAGUCGUAGACUUGCGUGGUCCAAAAGAAGCUCUCGAUCAUCCCGACAACGUACCUGCAGGCACCACAAUCGUCUCGAGUCCGAUUAUUGGAAGCAACACUGGUGACGAAAUCAACGACACGACCAUUCGGAAUCUUGUUCUCGGGGCGGGACUUCCAGAAACAAUGCUGGAUGUCGCACAAGUGAGCCUACAUGGACCUUACUACCGUAUGCUGUUUCUUGUCAACAGUUAUGGUACAGAAAGUCAUACAUCACGAUUGACAAAUUACCGUCCCUUCUUUCGCACCCUCAUCGAUCUGACGCCGGACGAAACCAUCUUAGUACAUUGCACUGGAGGACGCGACCGCACUGGCGUUGGUGUAGCACUAUUGCUCAAAGCCCUUGGAGUCUCUUCGCAAGAGAUCGAAGCCGAUUUUGUCGCCUCAAACCAUGCUCUCCAGCCCGAUCGCGAAAAUUCAGACUCCACAACUUUCCUCCAAUUCCAAUCUGCGAAUGUAUUUCUCCAACCACCAACAAACAGAUACUAUCAACAGGUUUCUAAGGAACUCGGGGCUUCCCCAGAAUCCAUCAGAAAUGCCGUGAAAUUGAAGGUGGACCUACUCAGACGCAUGUUCACGUCCAUAGAUGCUCGAUUUGGUUCCUUCUCCAAUUUUCUUGUGAGUCAGCUGGGGGUCGGCCCGGAGGAACUGGAUAUUCUCAAAGGCAAACUCCUGACUUGACAAGGAGGUUCAGACGAGGUUUUCGAUUCCUUGCGACUGACUUCGAUGGCGCAUCAUACUAUGAGAUCUGUUAGAACGAUGAACUUGAUUGAGUAUUUCGGGAGGUGAUGCAUGUAGUGAUGUAUAAAAGAAAUGCUUCAGGUGUUUCGAGGAUUUGAGAAGAAGCGCUUUGACCAUGUCAGUCGCGAUUGACGCGUAUUCUCGUGUGCAAAAUUCGAUGUACAACGGGUCAGCGGGGUGGCCCCGACACACAAUUUCAUAGCAAUUUCUAUCUAAUUACCCUUCCUACUACCUCAAUUGAAGCUAUAUAAUCAGCUGUAUAGGCUUGUUAGAGGCGUAGCAGUUCAGGUCGUCGACGAGCAGAUUUAUACCGGAUUCUAGCCUUAUUUUAGCGUACUAGUACCCUCUUAACAUACUCUCGCGAUUAUAAGGCUCGAAGACGAAGAUAAG